AUGAAAUAUUUCGUGUAUUUGUUUUUUAUUUGUGCAUGUAUAACUUUGAAUGUUCUCAGUGAAGAGGAUGUUCUAUCAGACAAAAUUCAACAAUUAACACAAUGGUCACUUAAAAAACCAAUUAUUCGUCUAAAUAAUGAACAUUUUAAACAUUAUGUUAAGGCAUCAUCAAGAAAUUAUUCAAUGUUUAUUAUGUUUACAGCAUUAUCUCCACAACGACAAUGUAGUAUUUGCAAACAAGCAUAUGAUGAAUUUCAAAUAGUUGCACAAAGUUAUCGUUAUUCAAAUGCAUUUUCAAAUAGUGUGUUUUUUGGUAUGGUCGAUUUUGAUGAUGGAUCUGAUGCAUUUCAAUAUUUAAAAUUAAAUACAGCACCAGUAUUUAUUUAUUUUCCACCAAAAAUGAAACCUAAAAAAAGUGAUUAUAUGGAUCUUAGUCGUUCGGGAUUUUCUGCUGAACAAAUAAUAAAAUGGAUUCAUGAUCGUGCUGAUGUUGAAAUUCAAAUAUAUCGUCCACCAAAUUAUUCUGGAUUUUUACUCGUAAUAUUAAUGAUAACAAUGAUUCUUGGUUUACUUUAUGUUAAACGAGAUAGUUUCAAAUUUCUUUUUAAUCAUAUUGUAUGGGGAAUAUUUAUAAUCCUUGCUAUUUUAUUUUGUAUUUCGGGACAAAUUUGGAAUAGUAUACGUGGUCCACCUUUUACGCAUCGUAAUCCACAAACAGGACAAAGUGGCAUUGUUUGUUAUUUCAUCUCUGGACAAACAUGGAAUCUUAUAAAUGGACCACCAUUUAUGCCCCAAAAUAAAAAUAAUAUGGGAUUAUUUGCUGACGAUUCGAAUAUGCAAUAUAUUGCUGAAACAUAUAUAGUUCAAAUUCUUUUUUUUCUACAUUUUGGAGUUUCUAUUGGCGUUAUACUAUUAAAUGAAGCACCUAAAUUAAAAUCUCAAACGGGAAAACGAAAUAGUUUUGUGGCAGCUGUUGGUAUUGUAGUGGUCGUCAUUUUGUUUAGCUACUUACUUUCUAUUUUUCGAUCGAAAUAUCAAGGUUAUCCAUAUAGCUUUUUAAUCAAAUAA
Messenger RNA from Rotaria sordida, 1068 nucleotides. Lineage: Eukaryota; Metazoa; Rotifera; Eurotatoria; Philodinida; Philodinidae. The record is from the annotation of a GenBank genome assembly.